Molecule: messenger RNA, 2943 nt
Organism: Cydia fagiglandana
Lineage: Eukaryota; Metazoa; Arthropoda; Insecta; Lepidoptera; Tortricidae
Gene: CCT1
Product: T-complex protein 1 subunit alpha
Exons: 10
Coding region: 88-1758 (556 amino acids)
Biological process (GO): protein folding
Cellular component (GO): chaperonin-containing T-complex
Molecular function (GO): ATP hydrolysis activity; ATP binding; ATP-dependent protein folding chaperone
Source: RefSeq, a predicted model, not a curated record
CAGUUGAUAACAUUGCUCACUCUUCCAGAAUUGAACUGUGUGACGGGCGAAUUGUUUUAGAGAAUUUUGUGUUAAAUUUCAAUAAAAAUGUCCACAAUUGCCGCUCCUUUAUCUGUCGCAGGGACCAGAAGCUCUGGAGCUCCGGUCAGGACACAAAAUGUAAACGCCGCAGCCGCGAUAGCAAACAUAGUGAAGAGUUCAUUGGGUCCUGUGGGUCUUGACAAGAUGCUGGUGGACGACAUUGGAGAUGUCACAGUCACAAAUGAUGGUGCUACUAUUCUGAAGAUGUUGGAGGUGGAGCACCCAGCAGCUAAAGUGCUGGUAGAACUGGCACAGCUGCAAGACGAGGAAGUCGGAGACGGCACCACAUCUGUUGUUAUUAUUGCUGCUGAGCUAUUAAAGAAUGCAGAUGAACUAGUCAAGAACAAGAUCCACCCUACAAGCAUAAUCUCGGGCUACCGGCUAGCGUGCAAGGAGGCAGUGAAGUACAUCCAGGACAACCUCACGAUCACGCUGGAGUCGCUGGGCCGCGGCUCCAUCAUCAACGCUGCCAAGACCACAAUGUCCUCCAAGCUUAUUGGAGCUGACGCAGACUUCUUCUCAGAAAUAGUAGUGGACGCGGCAAUGGCCAUCAAGAUCACCGACCCCAAAGGCAACGCCGCGUACCCCAUCAAGGCCGUGAACAUUCUGAAGGCGCACGGGCGCAGCGCCCGCGAGAGCGUGCUGAUCAAGGGCUACGCCCUUAACUGCACCGUCGCGUCGCAGGCCAUGCCGAAAAAGAUAGUUAAUGCCAAGAUCGCCUGCUUAGACUUUUCGCUGCAGAAGACGAAGAUGAAGAUGGGUGUCCAGGUGUUAGUAUCAGACCCGGAAAAACUUGAAGCCAUCCGAGCUCGCGAGCUGGACAUCACGAAGGAGCGGCUCCAGAAGAUCCUGGCGACGGGCGUGAACGUGAUCCUGUGCACGGGCGGCAUCGACGACCUGUGCCUCAAGUACUUCGUGGAGGCCGGCGCCAUGGGCGUGCGACGCUGCAAGAAGACCGACCUCAAGCGGAUCGCCAAGGCCACUGGCGCUACCUUCCUCACUUCACUCACCAAUAUGGAUGGCGAGGAGGUAUUCGAGCCCAGCAUGAUCGGAGAAGCUGCCGAAGUCGUACAGGAACAGAUUUGCGACGAUCAGCUCAUUCUUAUCAAAGGGCCGGCGGCGCGGACGGCGGCGUCGAUCAUCCUGCGCGGGCCGACGGACGCGUACUGCGACGAGAUGGAGCGGUCGGCGCACGACGCGCUGUGCUGCGUGCGCCGCGUGCUGGAGUCCGGCCGCCUCGUGCCCGGCGGCGGCGCCGUCGAGGCCGCGCUCUCCAUCUACCUGGAGAACUUCGCCACCACGCUGAGUUCCCGCGAGCAGCUGGCGAUAGCGGCGUUCGCGCAGUCGCUGCUGGUGAUCCCCAAGACGCUCGCCGUCAACGCGGCGCGCGACGCCACCGACCUAGUGGCCAAGCUGCGCGCCUACCACAACUCCUCGCAGACCAAGGUGGAACACGCGAACCUGAAAUGGGUGGGUCUGGACCUGACGGAGGGCACGCUGCGCGACAACCUGGCGGCCGGCGUACUGGAGCCCGCCAUCUCCAAGGUCAAGUCGCUCAAGUUCGCCACCGAGGCCGCCAUCACCAUCCUGCGCAUCGACGACAUGAUCAAACUCGACCCCGAGCAGUCCUCCGGGAAGUCCUACCAGGACGCCUGCAACGCCGGCGAACUCGACUAAACCACGAUAAGGGCUCUUUCCCACUUAUCAUCCUCGUUGCGGGUAGUUUUCUGCAAGGUCCUGUUUUAGUAGUGUUACGUUCUAUUAUUAGUAACGUUCACACGAGCAUUCUGUUUGUAGACACUGCACGCAUACUACAGAAAACUGGAUCCUGCAGAAAACCUUACCCGCAAAAAACUGGAAGUCAGUGGGAAAGAGCUCUAACGGUGCAUUCGAUGUAUUGUCUCGGUCACUCUUAAUUACAAGGGAUUUUUUGCAUAAGUUAUACAACUGUCGUCAUCGGAUAUAUUGUACGGUAUAUUUUCUACGUACAUGUUCAUAUAUUUCUUGAUGGCGACAGUACUUCAAAUGGCCGAUAUUAUCAUCUGCUAGUAUUAUGUUUUGUUCAUUCAGAGCCAGUUAAAGGUGAGCUUUAUGUUAGCCCUCAAAUUUUAUGUCGGGCAUUACAUGGGCAUCAUGUCCCAAUUUCCUCUGGCGGGCAUUUUAGAAAAUCAAUGUUGCUUUCCUAACAAUUCAAUUGCAGUAGACUCCUACUUACUUUGCUUUUAUGAGUUUAGUAUCUCAACUAGAUACAGGAAGUUUGAAAUAAAAUCGGAAGUAUUUUUGUACAAAAAAUUACUGAGAUCAUUAUGUGAAUAUUGAUUACAGUGUGCUUGAAUGAUUAAGAUGCCUGAAUGUGUUGGGUUUUGUUUUGUUUAAACAUGUAAAAAUCACAUGUAAUUUGAAUUUGAGGAUACAAGUUAUCAGGGUUUACAUUAAAAUAUCCUUGAUUCCUUUUCACUUCAUGUAUUGAUGUUGAUACUACCCAGGAUUUAAAAAUACUAAAAAGUACCAAAUUUAUAUUAAAUAAUAAUAAAAUAAGGCAGGACCAUGUAUAUUUUUAUUUCAGCAUCAUCUUAUUGUUGUAAUGACAAUGUCAAUUGUGUUAAAAAUGAUAUUAAAUAUUAUCAGACAGGUAUUUUAAAUAGUCCUAUUUUAAUUUGUAAUUGAAUCACAAUCACAACCACAUAUGUUCAGGUUGUGUAUCUGAAGGUAUUAACGCCAGUUUUAUUUAUGUCAACCAGUUUUAUUUAUGUCAACCAGUUUAUGGUUGUAUUGCUUUCACUUAAUGCUAGAUAAUGUUGCUAGAAGUGUCUUAUGUACUACUUAAACAAUAAAUAUAAUUUUAAUACUAGUUAUUUAUAA